Lethenteron reissneri (Far Eastern brook lamprey) is the source of this 6987-nucleotide messenger RNA. Its product is annotated as endothelin-converting enzyme 1-like. Gene Ontology annotation, biological process: protein processing. Gene Ontology annotation, molecular function: metalloendopeptidase activity. The record is from RefSeq and is a predicted model, not a curated record. NCBI's taxonomy places the organism in Eukaryota, Metazoa, Chordata, Hyperoartia, Petromyzontiformes, Petromyzontidae. Gene Ontology annotation, cellular component: plasma membrane.
GUCAGCUGUAGCAGCAGCUCUCUGUGACAGCAGCUCUCUGUGACAGCAGCAGCAGUCAGCAGCAGUCAGCUGUAGCAGCUCUCUGUGACAGCAGCAGCAGUCAGCUGUAGCAGUCAGCUGUAGCAGCAGCUCUCUGUGACAGCAGCAGCAGUCAGCUGUAGCAGUCAGCUGUAGCAGCAGCUCUCUGUGACAGCAGCAGUCGCCUCGCGAUUCCUGGAGGCGCAGAAGCAGCACAGAGCGCAGCACCCAGAGACUCGAGUCGGGGGAUACGGGGCAGCCGCACGCACAGAGACAAGAUACAGAGACAAGACGCACACAGAGACAGACACAGAGAGAGACAAGAUACAGAGACAAGACGCACACAUAUAGACACAGAGACAGACACAGAGACAAACAAGACGCACACACAGAGACACAAGAUACAGAGACAAGGCGCACGCAGACACAAAGAGGCAGCGCGCCAUGGAUCCGUUCCGCAGGGCAGCCCACGAGGAGAUGGAUGAGAGGCCCCUCACGAUGGACGACGACGAGGAGGACGACGACGAGGGGGAGGAGGACGAGGAGGAGAGGCGAAGCGACCUGGCGGGGCCUGCGGUGAGAGGCCCGUAUUCUCGGGUCGAGCCACAGCUGAGCCUCUCUCGUCCGCAAGACAGGCCAGAAGAGGGGGACGACGCCGCGAGGGUGGUGGACGGCACACGGAGCGUGCUGAGCCUCAAGGCCGUGCGCGCCCUGCUGGGCCUGGUGGCCGUUCUCGCCAUCGCGUUUGCCGGUGUGCUCGCCGCUCUCAUCGUCAACAUCAAGGGCAAGGUGCCGCCGCCCGUGUGCCAGACUGAUGUGUGCGUCAGCGACGCGAGGCUCAUGCUCAACUCUAUGGAUCCCACCGUGGAACCGUGCCAGGACUUCUACGCGUACGCGUGCGGCGCUUGGCAACCCAAUGAGCGGUUGCCCGGGGGUACCGCCAGCUGGAAUCAACGCAACGUCACGUGGAACGGCAAUCUCAAGUUCCUGCGCGACAUCUUGGAAAAUGUCACCUUCUCCGCUGAUCAGUCGUCAAACGCCGACGCACAGACGUUCUACCGCGCGUGCAUGAACCAGGGGCGCAUCGCCGAGCAGGGCGCCCAGCCCCUGCGUGACCUCAUGGACGGACUCGGCGGCUGGAUGCCGACACCCAACAAGACCACUAAUCUCACCGAGUUGUUGACCAACACCACCCUAAACUUCCUGUUGCCAGCGCUCUUCAAUGCCCACGUGGUGCAGAGAGGCUCCAAGGAUAAGCUCUUUCUCGAGCUUUCGCACCCGGAGCUCGGGCUUCCCUCGGAGUACUUGACGAGCAACGCGACCCCGCAAGCCCUCAAGGUGCGGGCCACUUAUCUGCACUACAUGGUGCGCUCGGCCGUGCUGCUGGGCCAGAGCCUGGGGGACGCGCGGCAGCACAUGCAGGAGGUGCUGAGGUUCGAGUCGACGCUGGCCUCCAUCGUGGCCCGGACUCGGGACCCUGCCGAGCCCAGCGAAGUGACGUGGGAUCGCUUGCAAGCCAUUGCUCCAUUCAUCAACUGGCAAGCGUAUCUGCACAAGGGAAUUCCAGGCGGCUUUCCUCAGGAGGCGGGGCUCCUCGUGUCCUCCACAGCUUACUUCGAAAACCUCACCUCGCUCCUCAACCACACGGACGCUACCGUCGUGAGCGGCUACGUCCUCUGGCGGCUGGUGCAAGCGAUGUCCCCCGCGAUGGACGACAGCUUCAGCGCCCCUCACCGACAGCUGCAGGAUGCCGUGGCCAACGCGCAGACGAAUUACAGUGCGGCACGCUGGGAGUUCUGCAUGGAGAAGACGAACUGGGCCAUGCCCUACGCCCUGGGCGACAUCUUCUUCUUCGCGACGCGCCUCGAGCAGACGACCGAUGAUGUGAAAGAAAUCAUCAACAAUGUCCGCUUCUCGUUCCAAACCACUCUGACGACGCUGACCUGGAUGGACAACAAGACGCGGGACGAUGCCCGGGACAAGGCGAGCGAGAUGAAGCCCUUGGUUGGAGCUGAGAAUAAAUUUAGUGACCCAGGCUGGAUCAACAGCUUUUACGCUCAGAUCACACCGGAUGAGAACUCUUUCUUUAACACGAUGGUGAACUACUACAAGUACCUGGCCAAGAAAUCACUGGAGCAGCUGUCUUUAGGCUUAAACACCAACCGCAACCUCUUUCCACCGCAGGAGGUGGAGAGUCGUUACCUCUACACAGACAACCGCAAUAAGCUGUUCGUGCCCAUGGGGAUUCUACAGCCACCCUUCUACGACCUCCUGCAGAAGAGAUAUCUGCGGUAUGGAGCCAUUGGGUCCGUCAUCGCCAGACAGUUUCUGCAUGGGUUCUAUGGUGAAGGGAGCCAGUAUGAUGCGAGCGGCGUCCACAAGCCGUGGUGGAGGAACGCGACGUGCGAGAAGUUUGAGGAGCGGGCGCGCUGCCUGGAGCAUCAGUACGGGAACUACUCGAGCGGCGGGCUCGCCGUGAACGGCACGCGCACGCUGGCGGAGAACGUCGCCGACAACGGAGGCCUCGACACCGCCCUGCAUGCCUAUGAGGACUGGAUCGCCAAGAACGGAGAGGAGCCACAGCUGCCCUUCCUCGGCCUGAAUGCUCGACAGACGUUUUUCGUCAGCUUUGCUCAGUCCCUGUGCUCCGCGGAGACGCCGGAGCACCUGCGGGAGACGCUGGCGACAGCCCCCACCAGCCCGUCUCGCUUCCGUGUGCUGGGGGUCCUUUCCAACUCCGCCGAGUUCUCCAAGGCCUUCGCCUGCCCCCAGGGCUCCGCCAUGAACACGGAGAAGAAGUGCCGCGUGUGGUGAAGGUGCCCGUGGGAAUGGACAGCGGCGGCUGCGGGAGCAGCGUGCCGUCCCGCCACGGCACGUCUGCUUCGAGUCGGCUUGCUGUUGCCACUCGGUCCAAUGAGCCCAGACCAGAUAUAUUACUUGUCGGUACCACCUGAAGCAGCAGCGCUUCCGUGGGUUACAAUUUGUGUGCCCAAUGACUGAAGUGAUAACCAUUCGUAAUGAGUGGGUUAUCAAAUAAUCCACUCGUAUUGGCAGCAUAAAAACGUUGGCAUGUUACCUUGGGUGGUACAAAUUUUUGCUCUUGGCCAUGGAUUAACACUCAACCCAUUUCGAUUGGUUAUAAUUAACCGUAUUUGUGAGGUAUUGCACAUCUCAAAAGAUUAAACACAGACGGCCAAUCGUGCCACCAAAUCAAGAGGUUUUAAUCCUUGUUAGGCCUCGCCAAUACAAUUGGCUUAAACGUGUUACUUUGAACCCAAUUAGGAAAUGCUCUUUUAUACGAGCAGUCAUUUUUAUACUGAUUCUUGUGUUUAAAAUAAAACACAUUCGAUAACUUUUUAAAGAAAUGCAAUAGGGGCAGUGAUUGUUCCCUCGGUUGGAUGACGUCUUCGAGCGCCGUCGACCCCGAACCCCGUUGAACUGGCACGGCUUCCCCGCUCCCCGACCACAGCAUCGUGCCUUCCGCGGCAGCACUCUCUCGCAGCUACACAUUUUGAACAUGCGUGGCAGAGGCUUCGCUGUCGUUUUCCCCGAGAGCAUUUUAUCCACAUUUUUGGACGUUAAUGUGUAGAUGCACAUCAACGUGUUUGUUCCGUUAACGUAGCUGUAGUCAAGUUGUAAUGCUCUUUAGUAUAAGGCGUAACAUUUAAGAUAAUUUGCUAUAUAUUUAGUGAGUUGAUUACGCGCAACUGUGUGUUCUCAAACUGUGCUUUAAACGUUGAUGCUGUCACAGAUUCGAUUGGCUGGUACACACAUCACCCCCACGAGUCAUAGGGCAUCGAUUUUGCUUGGGACAGGAGGAGGGUUCUUGGCAAACAGGAGGGAAGUGGAGCGUUGCGUAGGCUUCCCACGGUCGGUCAUUGGACCCCAGAUAUUCGGUCGUGGGUCGACGCUGCCCCACGGAUUGCCCGAAAACCGAAGAGACCAAUGGUUGGAGGCAGUGCGCGCACGUGGCCUUACUUGGUGGUGGUGUAGUCGUAGUUAUCGCUGCAUGUGAACGGUACGUUUCAUCAAUUGUUUUAUUUCGUUUUUAUUUGUUAUCGUUGUCAUUGCUGGAUAAUCGUUUAGCCGCCUGUGUUUCACUCGUUUGCUUUGGUUUGUUGUUGUGUUCAGAAAUGUUUCAAAACCUGCACCUUAGUGAGCAGCCCCACGCCCGUUUACGCCCAACAACAUCCUAGCCAUGGACAGCAACCGCAACGCUAACCACAUACUGGUUAUCCGCACCGUCACCAUUGGAGUCAUCGCAAUUAAAAUGCUGUAGGGUUUAUCGAAUGAGUUCUGAAUUGUCAAGUAAACUGCGCAAGGCCGUAAGCCCUUGUCGUGACUGCUGGCCGAGCCGGGAGCUCGCCGUCACGCGAUCAAUGCGGCGCGCUGCUCAUUAAACAACAAAGCUGGAGUGCGAUCGCUCUCACUUCCAUCUUAAAGGAUGGAAACGACUUUGAGAGCGCGAGCACGGGGAAGGCUGGGUAGGGGAGAGCGAGCUGGAGGGGUACUGAGGAAAUUAAGGGACGAGCCACUAUCGACAGACCCCCAGGGCUGCUGGUUGACGGGGGGAACAAGUUUACCCGCGAAUUGUACGAAUGUGAACAUCCCCUGGGGCCUGUUCACAGGUCCACUGCUCACGACUUGUGACUGACCUUGGCCUUAGCACCAUCGGCCAAGGAUGAUGCAUAGUGGACGGGCUGGGUGGGGAACGCAUUCUGGGCAGUGUUGCUGCUGCUGAGCGGAUGUUGGUUUGUCGGUCCCUCUGCGGGUUUCCUUGUGGUCUGCCAUUUAGAGAAGCACACUUACUGCACACGGUAUCUGAUUCCUGACAAGAGAGCGGAUUUUGGAUGGUGAUAUGUGGCCCUUUGGGUUUACAUUAAAUGUAGAGUUGCUGGACAAUGCAGCGGUAAAGUUAAAGAUUCUAUUCAGAGUAAAGCAUGUUUUGUGAAAUGUCCCAUUUUUGUUGAAAAUUUGCACUUUGAAUAUGUUUUCAGAUUUUAGACUUGCUCAACUGCAACGUUGUGUACCUUUUAAUGCCACUUCUGUAUCGUGUUUUUGCGCUUCCUGUAGUCAACAUGCAAACAAUCAUGCCACUACUGGACAGUGUGCAGACAUUGAACUGAACUUUGACAAGUCUCACACUGCAAUUCUCGAUGACAGAGCUUCUUGCACUAUGUCGAAACCAUAGUCGGCUCUACCUCUGCUCACGGUAGCCUGUCACCUGCUGAUCAUGUACUGGAUGUUGCAGUUCUUUCGCGCCGUACGUAGCCAACUGUGCUAAUCGGAGAUGUGGGAGAAAGACAACAAAAUUAUUUUGAUCAAAUCAAUGCACAAUAUCAGUCUCAUUUCAAACGUAGGAAAUAAUACAAAUGGACAUGUGCUCGGCAAUCACCGCCGCCUCCUGGGAAACGAAUGCUACGCGCCGAGUCACGCCGUGCCGCGCAGGGACAGCUUCCCACGGGGAGACGCGUCGUUACACGAGAGAGAUGCGAAUGCUCAUCCGUUCAUUCGUCAUAAAGUAGUGACGACCACUAAAGUGUCUCGCGCAAAUGUCUCUCGACGUUCUACGGCGUGAUCCUGAGAGACUUGGAGACGCCCUGACCCUCCCAAUGGGAAUGCACGCCGCGUUGUUCGGCUUCAGCACGGCUCGUUGCCCUUGCCCAAGUUGGGGCAACUCUGGUAAAUCCACGUCUCCGUGGUGGGCGCGAGUUUUCACUGUUGACAUCACACCAGGUGGGGUACUGUUUUAUUUUUAAUGAAGGAGUGAUGGGCUCAGUUAACCCCCAACCAAGAUUUUAACUUGCGUUCAUCCCUUUCCUUGCCAAAUAUUCUAACCACUGACCCACUCAGCCAGAUAAUAUACAAGACACUUAUACAGAACAAAACGAUGGUCAGUCGCACGGUGAAAUGAGUAAAUACGCAGACCAGACGCCUCCACAUGAAAAAAAAAUGUUUACACAUCCAAUCAGCCACAACGCCUUCUGGGAGCACAUAGCGGCAUUGGUUCAGCACGAGCAAAAGUCUGUACUGGCUUCAACAUUCAGUUGUCUCAUCAGGCCUGGAUGAAUCCAUGCUGGGGAACAGCCAGAUUUCCAUAGGCAAGGACCCUUAUGUUAGAUACGGAUCCUCGUUUUGACACGCAACUAUACUGCAUGGAAUUUAACAGAAAUAACUCGUGAGGGUUGGUAAUUAUAACUCCAUGGUGAUAUUAGAAAGGCAAGUUGAGACAUUGGGUGGCCCGUAAACAUGAGUUUUGUUGGGAUUAGGAUUCUGGAUCCCAACACCCAUGAACCAAACCCCGUGUCCUUCGGUGAGUCAAGUUGAGGCCUCCGCUGUAGCACCGCCUGGCUCGACACGCUGCGUGUAGCUAUUGCCGCCAUGUGCCGUGCUCAUUCGAUUCAAGCGAAUUGCCUCAUCCUACCCACAAACCCCGCAGUCACCCGUGUUCACGUUCAGGGUGACUGGAGGCUUCCUCAGCUGUUGGCAGCGGGGUUUUCGUAUCGAGCGGUAUUUGCUGCUUUCACGUUUUGCACAAAUGGACAGUCAAAUUUUCUUGAAGAGUUGAUUGAUGGAUCGUUGAUUUCAUAGUUUUGUGAGACUAAUUGUUUCGUAUCCCAACGUUGACCCUGAAAUGUGUGUACAAUAAAAUUGUUACCCAAAUAUAAAAUCACGCAACUUUCAACAUAAGAAACGAUUAAUGUCGCUGUCAUCACAUUCAAUGCUGCUGGAAAUGCAGCGUUGCAUUGUACUUGCCACUGUUGUGUGAGAUUCUGUUGGAGAAUAACUGGCGUGACAAACGUUCCAGAUGUUAAGUAAACAUUUGUUGGGAUGAUACUACGUAGAUAAGACGAACAUUUUAUAUUCAGUUUGGUUUUAUGGGGGUGUCUGGAUACUGGUGAGAGAUUCGCAAUAUAAUCCUUGUUAACUAGGAGUAAUUUUUUUCUGCAAUAAAAUGAUCUGCAAAUA